Bombus pyrosoma is the source of this 13207-nucleotide messenger RNA. It is a transcript of the gene Gprk2, whose product is annotated as G protein-coupled receptor kinase 2. Gene Ontology annotation, molecular function: G protein-coupled receptor kinase activity; ATP binding. Gene Ontology annotation, cellular component: cytoplasm. NCBI's taxonomy places the organism in Eukaryota, Metazoa, Arthropoda, Insecta, Hymenoptera, Apidae. The transcript is spliced from 8 exons. The record is from RefSeq and is a predicted model, not a curated record. Gene Ontology annotation, biological process: regulation of signal transduction; signal transduction; protein phosphorylation. Bases 3526 to 5301 code for a protein of 591 amino acids.
UCCCUUUGCCUGUUACACCAGCUAUAUAUGAUAUAUGUACACUACCGUUUGACAGUCAUUAUCUACUUCGAAAUUUAUGCAAAAACAGAUUGUGCAAUCUAACCGUACGUGACACUGAGCAUUUUAUUUCCUCUCAACACGAUUGUUUCAUCGGUUGAUAAAGGAGAGAGGGGAUUAAACGAGAUAGAAAGAACUUAUUUCACAUUUGUACCAUCUAGGAGCUACAUUAAUCAACUCAUUCAUCAACACCACAAAUCAAGAAGCACUUAAACACUUCAUUAAGUAACCCUUGUUACCGUCCCAACAAUUCGUAGAACCAAUUUUUUGGAGCGAGAAUUACAUUAAGAAGCGAUGUUCAUUGAUAACGAAACAAAAUCUUAACCCGAUACCACUGUAUCGGUGACGUUACCAUUUUCUCUCGUUUAAACGAACAGAACGCAGUCAUUCAGUCUGCCCGGUGAUUAAUAUGAUGGACGUUUUACUCUAGACACCUGCAGUGAAAUGGUUGUGUAGUACAGAAUCGCUUACGCGGAAAGGGAUAUUAUAUUACCUAUGGCCCAAGUAAUCGAAUUGUCCAUUCGACGCUUAAAAAUGAAACACAAGGUGGAUCGAAAACGAUAGCGGUUACAGAAGAUACAUUUCAAAUAUCGAAUAUGACACAGGUGAUUUUUUAAGAAACAAUUUUAAUCAGUCAGGGGAAAAUACCGGCUAUCGUUAUUUCCUUUGCGGUCGCGUUUUUAUUGUCAUUGGUUUUUUUCCUCUUCGUUAUCAUCGUUGCUCACCGCUUCCUAAUCCGGUUCCACGGUACUGGAAUUGCGUCAUCGAGAAAAAGCAUUUAAAACCUUUAACGAUCUUCGUCGUUCCUCUUCCGCCUGCCAACCUCCUGCCUAACCCCCCACUUCCUCCUUUUUUCGCCUGUUACUUAAUUUAGAGCCCGUGUCGGGUUACCCAUUCGUUAGCCGUCGCAGUUUAAUAGGAUUUACCGGUGUAAUGCAGCAAGUCGUAAGAGCCACUUUGACGAGAAUCCAUCUAGUUUGAAUCUAAUUCCGCUGGAAGUCGAUUCGACGGCUAUGUUCAUGAUUGGGCCGUGAUAGAAGUAUGGGGAUAUAGAGGGUAUGGUGAUGAAAUCUUGAGUAUUUCUGUCGAUUAGAAUAUCCAUAAAAGAAUUACAAAGGCAUUAAGCAUAUUAAAGAAAUUACACCUCUUUAGCAUACAUCACAGAAUAAUUUGUAAAUUUGGAUUUCCACUCUUUAAACAAAAAGUAUGCUAUAAUUACUAACUGUAUCCAAAAUUAGGAAUAAAUCUUUUGCAAAUUUGAUAACAUUUUAAAUCAUCCGCCUAAUUUUGUAAUUAGAAACGCUCGGGAAAUGGAACAGCGUUGCACUAUAGUUAAAUACUCAACUAUCCACGUUAUCUAUCUCGCAAGAAAAAUGUGAAUAUAUCAUGUUCCCGAUUUAUAUUCACAGAUAAAAUUUUCUCGUUCUAUAUCGCAUAGAGUGAUUUCCGCCUCCACGUUGUACAUGUAAAAGAAAUACCUGAAAAGAGAGAGGGAGAGAGAGAGAGAGAGAAAGAAAAUAAGAGAGACGAUCGGUGGGAAUCGAGUUCUGGAAAAAGUUAUUAGAUUACCACGUCGGAUAUUACGCCGACGGUGCGCUUAGUUGCGUCGUUAUCUUUAUCCCCGUAGCGCACCUGCUGCGUCCAGUGUUCACGCACAUGUGCGCGGUUGUAGUUUCGCAUGCAGAACGCGCGACGAUAAGUGCGUGCGUCUGUUGCGCGCGGCAGAUAAACCAGCACGGCGGAGGUGCGAGGAGCAUGAUGAUUUUUAAAAUUCACUCACGCCACACGGAGAAACGAACGACCGGCGCAGACGAUCGAGAUAUCCUCUCGUUCCCGUCCCAAACGACCAGUGGCGUAGCGAACACUUUAUAUGGCAAUGGUCCUUUGACUGUGUACUUGCAUACUUACUGUCAGCCGUAUCCCUUUGAGACGCACGUACAUACGCAUGCAUCGCCGAACUGGCGGUAUAAGCGAAAUGGAGAGGAAUGUACACGGGGAAACAAGUCAAAAACAACGUACAUCAGAGAUCGAUGCAAAGAGGAAUACAUUAAACGCUCGACGAAGCGACGUCCGCGCGAAAGGAGAUUGGAAAUUUACAAAUAGAAAGAAUCUUUGUCGCAUACAACAAAAGCGCUUAUACACUGAAACGCAAAGUCUCGAUUUGUUUGGUAGGCCGAAGAUCAAAUUCGUGUUUCCAGUACGCGAGGUUACAAUGGUUCUCUAACUGCCUGUUGCAGCUCUAAUAUCGAGGGAAAGGAAGAAACGAAUCUCUGUGGGUGUUGAGUCUCUCGACAUUCACGAAUCGACGAUCGAAGGCCCGAUCCGAAGUUGAAGAAGGAUCUAGUAUCUAGCACAUGCGGAGGCAUCUCUCGCACCGUCGUUAAAGUGAAAGGCACUGCUGCUACGUGCCUACGAGUGUCGUGUCCGUACGCGAAUCCGCGGAACACACGUGACAUUUUUACGAUGGCAUGCUAACGCGCCACUAGGAUUCGCUGUUGUAACGAUUAUUCGAGGGGAUCGUUAGCGGUCUGUCUCGUGCACGAUCUCUGCUGAUAUUUAAAGGAGACGCAAGCGACACGAACUAUACCAAAGAGAGAAAGAGAGACAACGACGCAUCGUCGCACGUGAUUACACGACACUAUAGUUUCUUUUGUAAUGUGAACGCGCGCUGCGAUCGAGCUUCGUCCUCAGUCACGGGGUGGAAGAGCGAUAAAGAAGGGUUACGUAGCGUGUGGAAGAAGAAUCAUGCGCAUUCUGAAUGCUUGAUUCCGUGACGGCUUACCGAUCGCGCCCCAUCCCCAUGAACCUUCGUCCGGCCUGUCUGUUUCUCGCGAAUAGGAAAAGGUCACGGUGUGGACACGUGUCGCUGUAAAUGUCUAGAUCCACGAUCGAUACGGAAGAAGCUCGCUGGUACAAACGUUACGCAAGAAAGCCGCUCCUUGACCCUGGGAUCGUACACCGUGAAUCAAGGAAAUCAACACGAUACGGUGUGACAAGUGAAAAGUCCGGUUUCGUGUAACCCGUUUGACGUCGUGCAUGCUUUGCCCGAUAUACGUAUACGCAUACUUUGUGGCGGGAAACGUCGGUUUUUGACCGGCAGAGGGGGCCAACGAACUCGAGUCGACUCGAUAGGUAGUUGCCCCGCGGUGUCAGCACCAGAAACGGCGGGACCUACGCCGGACGACCUCGAACCUCGAACUCGACUUGACUCGACCAAGCCGUCCAACAGCUUGUCGACGUCCUUCCUGUUGUCCUUGGUCCUCGGUGAAGGGGGACUGCUCGUCCCUGGUGGUGUCCUGGGGCCGCAGAUGGGAGCUGGUCUGCUGGAGCCCGACAGGGUGACCAACCCCGGAAAACUAUACCAGCCGACCGGACUUCCGCUCGAGGCCUACGCUCUUCCCCUCGUUUGUCGCCCACCAGGCUUCUCUCCAUCGAUUCGGCCGCGUAAACUCGAUCAAGCUGGAAUUGAUGGAGUUGGAGAACAUCGUAGCAAACACUGUGUACCUCAAAGCGAGAGAAGGCGGUGGUGACAGCAACAAGGGUAAGAGUAAAAAAUGGCGGAAGAUACUCCAGUUUCCACACAUUUCCCAAUGCAUCGGCCUAAAAGAUAAGCUGGACAUCAGGUACAGCUAUGUGGUGGAUCAACAACCGAUCGGUAGGCUGUUGUUCAGGCAAUUUUGCCAGGACAAGAAGCCAUCUUACCAUCGGUACAAUCUUUUCCUGGACGCCAUCGAGAAGUACGAGAUCGAGAUGGAUGAGAAUCGGACCGAGCUGGCCAAGGACCUGUUCGAGCAAUACCUGAAGAGGGAGGGCUCAGAGGUCGUCGACAUCCUAAACGAUUCUUUGAUCGCCCAGUGUGAGGAGAGACUCGGCACUGGCGGCAAGGAGCUCUUUGUUGAAAUCGCACAGACCGUGAAAAACUUUCUGGCCGGCGAACCUUUUUCAGCUUUCCAAACCAGCUUUUAUUUCUAUAGGUAUCUUCAGUGGAAGUGGCUAGAGGCGCAGCCAGUCACGUACAAGACGUUUCGUAUGUACAGGGUGCUAGGAAAGGGUGGAUUUGGCGAAGUAUGCGCUUGUCAGGUACGAGCAACAGGUAAAAUGUACGCCUGCAAGAAACUGGAGAAGAAACGAAUUAAAAAGCGCAAGGGUGAAGCCAUGGUACUCAUAGAGAAGAACAUCUUGCAAAAAAUCAACUCCAAAUUCGUCGUAUCCCUAGCCUAUGCCUAUGAAACCAAGGAUGCAUUGUGUCUAGUUCUGACGAUUAUGAAUGGAGGAGAUUUGAAAUUUCAUAUUUACAACAUGGGCGGAGAACCUGGCUUCGACAUUAACCGUGCUAGGUUUUACGCAGCUGAAGUAGUCUGUGGCCUGGAACACUUGCAUUUGCAAGGAAUCGUCUACAGAGAUUGUAAGCCAGAAAACAUUUUGUUAGACGAUCAUGGUCAUGUAAGGAUAUCUGAUCUUGGUCUGGCUGUGGAAAUCACAGAAGGCGACAUGGUCACAGGAAGAGUUGGAACGGUUGGAUAUAUGGCGCCAGAGGUGAUCGACAAUGAGAAAUAUACCUUUUCACCGGACUGGUUCAGUUUUGGAUGUCUUUUAUACGAGAUGAUCGAAGGUCAAGCUCCCUUUCGUGCCAGGAAGGAGAAGGUGAAGAGAGAAGAGGUGGAUAGGAGGGUGAAAGAAGAUCAAGAAAGAUAUUCCACAAAGUUUACCGAAGAAGCAAAGAGUCUGUGCCAGCAAUUAUUGAAGAAGAGCCCGAAGAACAGGUUAGGCUGCAAGUGCGGCAGACACGGUGCUAAGGAAGUAAAGUUGCAUAGCUUCUUUCAGUGCUUGAACUGGAAAAGGGUCGAGGUCGGUAUGUGGGAACCGCCGUUUGUGCCGGAUCCUCACGCGGUGUACGCUAAGGACGUGUUGGAUAUCGAACAGUUUUCCACGGUAAAAGGUGUGAACCUGGACGCGACCGACGACACCUUUUACAGUAAAUUCAAUACUGGCAGCGUGUCCAUCCCGUGGCAGAACGAGAUGAUAGAGACUGAGUGUUUUAAGGAACUGAACGUGCUAGGUCCUAACAACACACCUACUCCUGAUCUGUUGAUCAACCAUCCGCCACCGAAUAACGAGAACAGAGGCUGUUUCCCAUUCCGAAGACAGAAAAAGCAGAGUGCUCGCACAAGACAGAUACCGUUAUCAGAGUGCCAUCUGCUGGAGCUGUCGCAGAGCCAAAACUCGGAGAUGCCAGCUAGCUGAUCCAAAAUGAACUCGAGUAGUGUGAAUCAAUCGACGUCGUCGUCCGUGCGCCGUCGUCGUUGCGGACGACGCCGGCGGGCGCUCAGGUGCUGCCCGAAGCUGCUUUAAAACAGGAAGCAGAACAAGAAAGAAACUGCUCCGUGAUUUUGACGCCGAUUUUUCGUCUGCAAAUCCCGUAAGAUUCGCCCUCGUCUGUAAGAGUGCUACGUCGAGAGGAGGCGCUGACUUUCAGCGCUAAAAGCACACUGACGUAUGUUUUCUCAGGUUUCUCGGAGCAGAGAGAGACGAACAGUUGAUACUUGCGUAUCCUAACCUUCAAUAUGCAAGAGAAACUUUGCAAAUGCUCUUGUUGCAAAUGAAAAGAAGUGCAACCAUUAAAUGUAGUUAUUACAUCGAAAUAUGCGAUCCUCUGCAUACGAAAUUCAUUAUAAAACAUAGUCAUUGUUACGUGUGCAGCGCCUCGUAUUGCCUUUUCGUCUAAUGCAAAAAAUAUAAUAGUAAAUGUGUAUCGAGAAAAGUUUGUUCGCAUGUAGAAUACUCAUUUUCUCUUAUAACCAUUAUCGAACGUUGUUCCUUAUUCGAUUGGUGCGUCUGUGUGUUUAAGUACACUCACACCAUCGACGUACACGAAUGCAAGGCACGAUUUGUUCAGCGUUCACGCGUUAGUAUAUAUGCAAUGCUCGUACGCGUAGAUACAUUUGUAAACGGUGCAAUUUCACGUCGGUAAUUGGGGUCGCGUGCACGUAAUUUUGUAUGUGUACUUAGAGCAGUCGACGGGCGCGUGCACACGCGAUAAUGAAAGUAAGAGCAUUAUUAAGUAAGGAAAAUGUACGCGGAGAAAUUCCGACAUAACGAAGAUUCGUUGAGAAAGGAACGCUGCUCUGAUGGAAUCGAGCAUUUCUCUUUCGUUUCUUGCAGCAAAUUUCAGAGGCAUUCAAGUUUUUCAAUCAGUCUUCUAACUCGAAUUAAUUCGAUAGGCUCAAAAUAAUCACAGGGUUAUUUAUGAUCGUACAACCUGAUUAAUAUUUUGAAAGAUACUCUCAAUAUCUUUCAUUCUUGAUACUCGAUUCGUUUGUUUUCCACGUAUAUAAUCCUCUGGUUGUUUCGGGCAAUGUGAAAAGAUAAGGUGUAAGAUCGAGUCGAAGUUUAUUUGCAGUCAAUGUGUUCUUUGUUUAGUGACAAUCUUCCAAUUUCGUUUUGGAAUAUAUAUCGCAUUGCUCAAAGUGGUCGAUGAAUUCUAAAAUUCAAAUUUACAUCUCGAAAACUCCACGAUAUAAGUUAUAUAAAUUAUAUGAUUACGUUGAGGGACGCGGUCUCCUAAUUAUUUUGAGCAGUGUAAUUAAUCAUCGUCUGCCUAAUUUGUUCAAGUUUCUUCUCAAAUGGGACUCGAGCGGAAUAGAUGCAUUUAGGAAGCGUUGAAAGUCUGUGUUUUGAUAAUACUUUUACUUUUUGACGGAUGUUUGCGUGUGUAUAUAUACAUAAUUCUUCCUUUUAAGUACGAAUACAAAGAGAAACCCGUCCUGAGAUACGCACAAAUCGGUAUACGAUUCAUUCUUUUCUCUACCGAAUGAUUCAGUUUGAAUAUAGUAUAUUUGAUCGAACGUUUUCGCGAGGCUAUUUCGAGAAGAAAAAGGAAAAUAAAAAAGAACUCGAUGAAUCGCACAGGUGACGAAGCGUACAAGUAUCAUCAGGCACAAAUACACACUGAAAUUUAUUUAUACCGAUAACAUUGAGAGGAAUUUUUUAUGCUAUCGAGAAUCGAUAAAGGAUUGGCGACAAGUAGAUGAGAAUACGAGGCUGAUAGCGAAACCGAAAGUAGUAAUCUCUUUUUAAUAUCGAUGAAUCGUCGCCGUUACAUGGCUCGUUUUAUUAGCCUUUAAUUGUCAGCACUUUUUUCUCUUUUGAUCCUUUUUCCAAGAUUGUAUUAUGCGUCAUGCCGAGGAAAAUCGAAUCGUACAUUAUGGAAUGGGUUGGCAAGCGCUUAAUUUCAAUUUGAUACGAUUAUUUUAGAUAAUUAUAGAUUAUACAGGAUUUUUCCGAAUAAAUUGUCUUUAUUCAAAGGCGUAUUUGCUUGGCAGCCCAUUCGGUAGUAAUAUUUAUGUACUAUCGCGUAUUUAAAGUAAACGGACGUGUAUGUCUCAAUAAGCGGUACCGAUCUAGUAAUUUAAAACGAAGGGAAACGUAUUAUUAAUUAAUCUACGAAUAACGGUGCGACCUCCUAUUGAUCAUAUCUAUCAUUAAACUCGAUUCAAACGAUAAACGGAACUUUCGCAAGAAUUUCACGUUUCGAGAAACAUUAUUUCAAAGGUUUAUCGAUUGAAUCUCGGGUUUUUAAUCGCUCACGGUACAAGUCAUUGUCAUUCGUACAAAUUGCGGUAGAAUUCUCAUUGUUUAACCAUCAACGACGAUCUCGAGGAAUUAUUAAUCUUACAAUAUCAGUUUUAAAAUUUAUUCGAUUAGUUGAUCGAAAAAUAUCUUUAAUGAAUUCUCCAGUUGGUGGGAAAGUUGAUAUAUCGUCUAUUGUUCGUCCAAAUUAAUUAAGGAAAAUAUCGACGUCCAAGAAUUAAGGAAAAUAGCAAAAUCCCCAGACUACGAUUACACAUUUUUAUAUUUUUCUGAACGUAGGUGAAGGAAUGCUACCUUAAAUAUUAUAAUAAGUAUUCUAGUUUAAAUAUUUUAUACAUUUUCUACGUAUUACACGCAUUCUGUAAAUUUUUGGAAUUCGAAAUUUCCCAAGAACGCGGCAAUUAUAGCGAUAAAUUAUUUUGGAUUAAUUCUCGAGUCGUUGAGACGGUUUUAAAUCAGUGACGCAAUUUUGUAUUACUCCUAAUAUCAUAAGUUAGCGUGUAAGCAAGUAAUUACCGACGGGGGAGAAACGAUAUCGUCGCGUAAGUGGAAAUGCCGGUAGUUCGUUGUACGUUCGCGCGGCGUCACCGAGUCAGUGUAAUCGUCCAAAUACUUCCGAUUACGAAAGAAAUCUCUCAGUGCUUUCAACUGUGAUUUUGUCUGACGAGUUGCAGCUCCGUUUAUUUAAUUUAUUGAUACUUUUCUGCGAGCUACCGAGCAUGUUGGAGAAAAAUACCGAUCGAACGUAGCGGAUCGUGUCCGACCCGGAAAGACGACGAUGCUGAUGCGUGUCUUUUGCUCAAAAGAGACAAAGAAAUAUGUAUUCUCGUAUAUAAGUACCUCAAAUUCUGGCGGACAAGUGUUCUGGAAUCUCGUUCAGUAGCCUGUCAGUAGUGAUGGACAUUUGAAUCUCAAUUUCGGAGCGAUUCGAAAUCUUACGAUGGCGUGAAAAUUCGGAUCACUUUGAAUAUGAAUCGCUAUUUAGGAUCUUUUAAUCUGUUCGAGAGUUUUGAAGCUUUAAAGAUACAAUAUCUAAUAAGGCUUAAGGUAGUCUCGGCAACUCUGUGAAUCUUCCAAAGAUUCUACGAUAUAUCAAAGAUUCAGAAUUUAUCGAAUCUAUCAAAACUUUUGAUUAUCGAACCAUAUCGAAGCAGUUCGAGAUUUUUGUUACAUGUACAUAUUCGAUGCGAUUCGAAACGUUUCAGAGCUCAUCACUACAGAUCGCGUUUCAUUACUCUUACUCUUCCUUUAUACGAAUCGUGUCUUCGUUCAUUCGCUAGUUUAUUUUCUUUUUUUACAUCAUGUAUAAAUUAUGUAGGGCUUUAACGUUCUUCCUUUUUCCCUUUUUUUUAUCGAACAUUUUUGUACAGUAUGUCGUUUCAUGUAGAACAAGGAACGAGUGUCUUUUUUUUACGACUCGAAGAGCGAGAUGAAUCGCCGUGGGCUGGCGCGAAUACUAAAUCAUUCCACUUUUUCGUGCAAGUAUUCGUGUGUAACUGUUUCACUUUCUGUUCACGAUAAUUUAUGCGCAAUGUCCAAGUUGGAAACGCCGAGAGGCGUUUGUGGUUACCAAAUUGCAUUGGAAUAACUAAUACUUUGUCAUUUUAUAGCUCUCUAUUCCUUUCGUUAUCGUUAUGUUUCUUUUUCCGUACAACGAUUUAUCGACGACGAAAUCAAUGUUCCUUCUUACUUGUGUUGAAAUUUCUUCCAUCGAUGAAAAUAUAUCGCUCGGUGUAAUUCUUUCGAAUAUUCGACUAAUAGUUUCUUACAUUAUUAAGAAUAAAAAUUACUAAUAUGCAAAUUUAUCGUCGAUUGUUAUUCCUCUGCAACUAAUUGGUAUUUCUCCGAGGAGGAAUCUCGAUAAUCGCGAGAAAACCAUCGGCAGGGCAGAAUCUCCAUGCAAGCACGUGAAAGUUCUCCUUUGUACAUAAUAUUUACGAUGAUAACGAUGAUAUUAUACGAUAGCUAUAUAAUUCUAUACGAACAGGAAGCGAAUAAAUGAAUAAAUUAAGCGUAGAUAUGCGUGUUUGUAUAGGUGCAAGGAAGGAUACAAGCGGUAGCAAAAAAGAACUUUUUCGUGAGACGGCAGGAAUACCCGCGUGAGAUUAUCACUGUAUUUAUAUCGUAUACCUCCUUCCACGCUUCUUUUUACCUGCUACCACGUGCAACUGCGUAAAACAAAAGACUAAAAUGCCAUGGAACGAUGCGUGUAAACAUAAGCACGUUUGACGAGCGAUCAAAUAGUAUUUGAAAUAAAUGAAUUUAAAAUUUUCUUUUAAUAUUAUUUUUACAGCAACGAUUACGAAUUAUUUUUAAAUAUAAUAAUUUGUUUAUUCACUAGAUACGGAAAGAAUCGUUAUCGAAGAAUGUGAUUUGUUUAAAAGGAUAAUUUAACGAAUUUAUACUUUAUUACAAAUACUAUUUAUGCCGAGAAUUACGCGAAUCCUCGAUGGAUCGAGGCCAAUUCUAAAAGGCAACUUAGCUCUACCAUAGAUCGUGCGGUAAUCGCCGAUUGAAUUUCCCGUACUUUUAGUCUGCGUCCCAGCCACGAUAUCCCCGGCCUAAUUUUACGAAUUUUGUUUCUCUCGAACGAACCAUACGUCGCUCAAAAAUAUCGUUUCUUUCAUUAUGAAGCCACUGAAAUUAUUUGAAAAAAGAAACAGAUCGUGGUUUUAUCGAUUGGAUGCGAGUUCGUAGAACUGUACGGAUCUCCUUAGUCUGCAAGACUAAAUUCGAUGUUUGAUGGCAUUUCUAAGGAAUAAAAUAUUAAAACGGCACUACUUAAAAUAAUGGCACUACCUUCUUGAAACCAUCUUACGUUUUACAUUAUUGUAAUUUUUUUACCGAGUUUAUCAAAAUUUUAGUCACAAUUCUUAUGCAACUUUUGCGUCCUUUUACGCGACUAAUUACGAUAAAAGCGAUGCAAAGGAAUCGCGAGUCUGUUUUAAUAAACGUAUUACGCUAAAAGUAUUAAACGAGAUCGUCCUGCAACGUUCACUUUUUAUUCCGUCAAUACUUUUCUCUUCUCGUCUCGUGAUCUUCGAUAAAUAUAUCAGAGACGAUCUAUCGGAACGAGAAGAGACGAAUCAGUUCCUGACGCGCUGACCAAGCCAAAUGAAAUUUUUUUCCUUUUGUAAUCUCUGGUAUGUUGUACACGAUGCUGUGGACAAUGUUUAAAAAUUAUAAAUAUAUAUUUUUUUUCUGUAUGUAUAAGUUAUAAAUAUGUGAGCGUUAUGUAUUUAUAACUUGUACGUUUAUACAUAUAAAUAUAGACGCGCGUAUAGCCAAGAAUUUUUUCAUUUAAUUACUAUUGCUCUUAAACACAACCUGUUAAAAGGAAUAUCUCAACAUACACAUCCGUGUACCUUCUCGUUUCAUCAUAUAGAUACGAGCCGAAAGAUCUUUUUCACAUUUUCAAAAACAAUGAUCAAUAUUUUUUUCAAUGCUUUUAUAUUAUAUUUGCAUUUACCAAUUGUUCGAACAAUUCUUCCACGCCGAUUGUAUUAUCAACGAUAUUCUCUUUUCUCCCUUUUCUUUCCACGAAAGCUGAUAUUCAGUCAGGCAAGGGGUUGCGUUACAGGCUGAAAGGGAUUGGUGGAAGUAACAUGUGUGUUAUAUAAUACAAUAUAUUGUCACAGUUUGCUCGAUCCCAAUUUCCUUCUUUUCUUCGUCUAGAUUCUAAGCUACUGCCUGCUUUCGCACCGUUUCCUCUUAAUUAUUAUGCGUUUCAACAUGAAUUCGUACAUUUUAUGUGCUUUUAAAUGCUCGCAAACGUGGUUGCAGCACUUUUAUCCUUUAACGUCGCCUUAUUCCAUCUAUUAACACUGACAAUUCGUUCGAAUACUCGCGAAUACAAUUUCAAUGACAUUCGCAAACAUUCUUUUUGUAAAUUCUUUGUUUCUUCAUAACGACAUUCGCCUAAGAUUCUCAACUUCCGGCUCUUCCAUCUUUUCACAGCUUCGCAUAUAUCUUACAUUGUUAUAUUAUUAUUAUAUGUACAAUAUAAAAAUAAUACAACCUUCUCUUGCUACGUACGAUUCAUCCAGACUCCAGAAGUUGAAAUAAAAAUGAUGCAACCACCAUAGAGUGAUGUGUUGAGACAAACGUUUCUUCUUUCCCUCGCAAGCCAUUUCAAGUACACGCUGGUAUUUCGUAACAUAAAAAAAUAAUACAAAAAUCGAAUUCUGACAAACAUUCCAACUGUUCAUAGAUUUUUCUUCUUUGUUAUUUUUUAUCUUACUUACACCUGACUAAUUAAUUAACAGAUGUUUAUUGUCACAUGUGUCAGAGUGGCCAUCGACACUUUCAUUGUCAAAAAUAUGAAACUCCUCCUCGUUUCGCUACAAUUUAUUUAUAGAAUCGUUAUCGCUAGCGUCGGUCCAUUCGGCGUUGGUUUACUCUUUCUAUCUUUUUCUAAACACUUAUAGAACUCGUAUCAUUCAAUUAGUACUUGCGCGUGAAAUUAGUAUUUAAAUUGCAGUAAUUAAAUUAUGGUAUUCAUUUAAGGCUGUGGGUACGUUUCAUAAACGUUUGUAAAUUGAAACAUAAGCUUGAAGCAUAAUUAUCGGUCAAUAUUAAUAUCAACGACAUUAUCGAUAAUAAAUCAUGAUUAAUAUUUCGGAUCUUUUAGAUGUAUUUUUCCUUUCGAAAGAGAUCAACCUGGCGCUUGUAUGAUUAUCUAGACGAAAUACUGAACCGUCAACGAUCGACUAGGCCGUGCAUCGAUGGACACUCUGUCAGGUCAGUUGUUUUCCAUGGGAGUUGACGACGAUCGUCGAAACGUAUCCCUCAAAAACAGCUAAACCAUGGAAAACUUAGAUAUUAAUCGUAAUUGCAAGCAUCGACGAUUCGUCUUCCUUCCUUUCUUAUUUAACACUUAAUACUCUCCGAUGGGGAAAAUUGUAUAUAAAUUAAGAAAAAGAUAUUGUCUGACUCAAUAAAUCGCUAGUUGGAAAGAAAUACAUACACAUUGAGCAUCUAGCGACUUCUUAAAUUCCUAAUUUAUUUGGUCUUAUUGUUUGGUUUUAAUUUUUGAUCAGUGAUUGCGGUUAGCAUUGAUUAAAGUUUCGACUAAAAUGAAAGAAGUGCAAGCUACUAUGAGGUGAGAUUUCUUAAAUUAAAAGUAAUAUUAAAGAAAAUUUGUGGAAAACCCCUGUUUGUAAAAUUGUGUUUCAACUAUUGAAUGCAUAAAAGAAGAUAGAGUUAAAAAAUCUGCAAAUUUCGGAACAAGUGGUUCUGAAGGAAUUUUCAAAAUAUUAAUUGAUUAAUAUCUGACUGAUUCAUUUCAAUUUUUUGAUAUAAAAAGAACGUUCCGCUUCAUAGAUUCAUCUCUCGACAUAUUAAAAAAUUAUAUUGCUAUUUAUUCUUAUUUUAAUUUUCUGACCACCAAACAUAUUUUGUUCCAAAACAAAUUUGGAUCAUGCGAAUCAUCCAGGCUGGCGAGUUUCGGUAAAAGUAAUUCAAUUACCUUGGGAUCUUACGCAUGGACGCACCAGGACGUUUCUUUAAUAAGACAAGACUUAGCACCGAGAGAACACUCUUUAGAAAAAUCUUGGUCCUA